AUGGCAGAACACAUCGGAUCGGAGAUCGGUCUUCCUUGCCUCGACGUGUUGCCUAGUGCCCCACAACACCACCCCUCAACCUCAAGCCUCCUUGCUCCAGUGCUCCAUCAACCUCAAGAUGUUGGUAAGCAAGGAGGAGGUGAGACUUUUGUAAUGAAGGGAUUCAAACUUUGGAAUAAGAAAAAGAAGUUAAAUUCCCAUGUUGGAGGAGUUAAUGGUGCUCAUAACCAAGCUGUCAAGAAGAGUGAAGAUCUAAUGAAGGAAAAGCAACACAUUCAAAGUGUUUUAGUUAAGCAAUCAAAUCAAGAUAAAAUUGAAUAUCAGGGAUUAGCUUUUCGCGGUCACGAUGAAUCUCAAGGUUCAAGUGAUAAAGGAAAUUCCCUUCAGCUUCUACAAUUUUUGGAGGAUCACAAUGAAUCUAUCAAUGAAUUGUUGCAAAAAGCUCCAAAAAAUUGCAAUAAUUUAGUAACUGUUGUUGGAGGCUCUUGUAAGAGAAGAAAUGCUCUUCGAGAUGCACAAUUUGCCAAAAUUAAAGAAGAUUUAGAGAAUGGUGUACGUAGAAGUGGGCAAGGUUUGAAUCAAGAGACAAAUUUUAAACGUCCUGGUAAUACACGUUGGGGAUCAUAUUAUGGGACUAUUCUCAACUUGAUUUUGAUAUUCUCUGCUAUUGUUGAUGUACUUGAGAUUAUUGAAGAAGAUGUCAUAGAUAUGCAACUUCAAGAGCUUAACAACCGUUUUUCAGAGGCGAAUACCGAUUUGCUACUUUGUAUGGCUUGCUUGAAUCCAAGAGAUUCAUUUGUAGCUUUUGAUAAGGAAAAUUUGAUACGUCUAGCAAAGUUCUAUCCAUCUGAUUUUCUUGGGACAGAUAUCUUGGCACUUGACUCUCAACUUCAGAAUUACAUUUUUGAUAUGUGUAACAAUGACUUGUUUUUAGAGCUUCAAGGAGUUAGUGAACUUGCUGAAAAGUUAGUGAACACAGGGAAGCAUGAGACUUAA
Quercus lobata is the source of this 996-nucleotide messenger RNA. RefSeq lists its product as uncharacterized. NCBI's taxonomy places the organism in Eukaryota, Viridiplantae, Streptophyta, Magnoliopsida, Fagales, Fagaceae. The transcript has 5 exons. Bases 1 to 996 code for a protein of 331 amino acids. The record is from RefSeq and is a predicted model, not a curated record.